Messenger RNA from Scatophagus argus, 1884 nucleotides. RefSeq names its product ARV1 homolog, fatty acid homeostasis modulator (gene arv1). Gene Ontology annotation, biological process: sterol metabolic process; intracellular sterol transport; regulation of plasma membrane sterol distribution. Bases 76 to 798 code for a protein of 240 amino acids. The record is from RefSeq and is a predicted model, not a curated record. The transcript has 5 exons. Gene Ontology annotation, cellular component: Golgi apparatus; cortical endoplasmic reticulum. Lineage: Eukaryota; Metazoa; Chordata; Actinopteri; Scatophagidae.
GUAUGGAAUCGUCUUACUUCCGCUUUGAUUGUCUCACAUGCUAGCGGCCGUUUGUAGGUAUACACAGGGAGAAGGAUGAAGAAAGAUGAGUUUAGGUGUGUUGAAUGUAACGAAAAAGCGUCGGAGUUGCACAGGGAUUACAGUAACGGCAUCCUGAAGAUAACCAUAUGUGAGUCGUGCCAGAAGCCUGUGGACAAGUACAUUGAAUAUGACCUGGUUAUCAUCCUCAUCGAUGCCAUUCUGUGCAAGACGCAGGCGUUCAGACACAUUUUGUUCAACACAAGCUUGAAUAUCCACUGGAAGUUGUGUGUGUUCUGCCUGUUGUGUGAGGCUUACUUCCGGUGGUCUCUGCUCCAUGGCUCGCAGCAGAGCAGCCACCCGGCUGACAUUAUCAGGUACACCAAGGAGUGGGAUUUCUACGCCACGUUCGGACUGGCCGCCCUCGAGCUGUCAGCGUUCUGCGGCGGCGUGCUGUUGUUCCUUUGGGUGGUGGUGAGUGGCCUCCAGGACCGGACCCUCGAGCUCAACCUGCUCCUCAGAGCCCUGCUGCUGUCCUGCUACGGAAAGGUCCUCCUCAUCCCUGCUGUGAUCUGGGAGCACGACUACUCCCCGCUCUGUCUGGGCCUCAUCAAACUGUUUGUGCUCACCUCAAACUCACAGGCUAUCAGAGUGAUCCUGAACAGCAGCAGACGCCUGUCACUGACGGCCGUGUGUUUAGGCCUGCUGUCAGAGACCUGCGUGGCUCAGGCCUGCAGAAAGCUUCCAUGGAGCAUCCAGGACACGUUGACAUUUGAUUGAACGUCUGCCUCGUCAGACUCACCUCAGGGAUGAUCAAGUGAUUGUGGGUGCCAGCAUGUUAAUGAACCGCCUAUGCACAGGAUCUGAGAAGGAAAAGGAUGUCAUGUUCUUCAAGUUCCACUUGAAGAGACAUCCACUUGGAGAGACAUUAUUGUUGUUAUUUCUUUACUCUUAAAAUGAGAAAAAGAUCCAUUAUUGUUUUGCAGGGAUGUCGAGGAGGUCGCGCUGGCCCUCCUCAUGUUAUUCAUUUUGUUUUCAAAGAGGAUGUUGAGCCACCAAGUCAAAAUUCCUAUGAGAUUUUUCAUCUAUUUGAUUACCUCAGAAAGGAAGUCAAGGCCCCCUGAUCUAAAUUAGUCAAAUUCCCAGGGCUAAGAAUGACACAAACACAGACCCUGAGGAUGUCAUUUGGCAGUCGCUGCUCUCUGUUUGGACAGGAACCAGCCAACACUCCUCACAUUCUUUGGCUCACUGGUGAAAUGCUGAUCUUAACUCACACUCGUACAGAAACACACUGGAUAUCUCAUCAGAAUGAAAUGGUGAUAAGUGGAUAAAUAAAACAGGCGUAAUUGACAUUCUUAUUAUUUAGCAUAAAUUUGGAAGCGAGUGAAUUGAAAUGAAGGUGAAGUGUAGCAUUUAUUAAUUGCAGGUUUUGAUGAGUAAAACCCACCAAACUGCAGCAGGCAUCUUCCCAGACAAUAAUCAUUACAAAACCUGCACUUACUGUGUGUCUGGAAGCAGAGCAGAGUCCAAUUAGCUCAGCAAACGCCCGGAGCAGACCGAGUGUCUGUGGAAUGAGGGGAAUUCAUUCUGUUACCUGCAGCACAAAAGGGCAGCUGAACCCGCCUCAGCUCCCAGGAGCCUCUGCAGGAGUCGUGUGGUUGUGGAGAGCAGCCAGUCGAAAAGCAAGUCGAAAAACCGGACACGUGAUGAGGCGAGAGGCGAGGCAGAAUUCUUUCCGAACUAAACAAGGGAGCUCGUCUCGUGAUGCUCUGUCAGAUAGGAUUCACAGAUAAUGUCACGGACAUUCAGUACUGCUGACGUGAAUUUAUCAUCAAAUUAAUGCUCAUAAACAAAUGAUGUGUUCUC